AAAAAAAGCUUUAAGUUUACACCAUGGAUAGCACCAAGGAGAAGAAUGGCAAUCACAAAGAUGAUCUUCUGCUUAGGGUGGGACUUAAUGAUAAUAAAGCCGGAAUGGAAGGAUUAGAUAAAGAGAAGAUUAACAAAAUUAUAAUGGAAGCCACAAAAGGAUCCAGAUUUUAUGGAAAUGAGCUCAAGAAAGAAAAGCAAGUCAACCAACGAAUUGAAAAUAUGAUGCAACAAAAAGCUCAAAUUACCAGCCAACAGCUAAGGAAAGCACAAUUACAGGUUGACAGAUUUGCAAUGGAAUUAGAACAGAGCCGGGAUCUGAACAAUACUAUAGUGCACAUUGACAUGGAUGCUUUCUAUGCGGCUGUAGAAAUGAGGGACAGUCCAGAAUUGAAGGAUAAACCUAUUGCUGUAGGAUCAAUGACUAUGUUGGUUUGUAUAUUUUUUCCCAUGUGCCACCCAGGCGCCCUGUGGUCUGUUUUCUUUCAGUCUACUUCGAAUUAUUAUGCAAGGAGAUUUGGUGUUCGCGCGGCCAUGCCAGGAUUUAUUGCUAAAAGACUCUGCCCACAACUUAUUAUUGUGCCCCCAAACUUUGACAAAUACCGAGCUGUGAGUACAGAGGUUAAGGAAAUACUUGCUGAUUAUGAUCCCAAUUUUAUGGCCAUGAGCCUUGAUGAAGCCUACUUGAAUAUAACAAAGCACUUACAGGAAAGACAAAAUUGGCCUGAGGACAAAAGGAAGUAUUUCAUCAAAACAGGGAACUCUCUAGAAAGUGAGAAACCAGGAAAAGAAGCUAAUAAACUGAAUGAGCAUGAACGAUCCAUCUCUCCACUACUUUUUGAUGAUAGUCCUCCUGAUUUGCAGCCACAAGGAAAUCCUUUACAAGUGAACUCUGAAGAACAGAAUAAUCCUCAAAUACUCCAAAAUUCAAUUGUUUUUGGAACAUCAGCUGAGGAAGUGGUAAAGGAAAUUCGUUUCAGAAUCGAGCAAAAAACAACACUGACAGCCAGUGCAGGCAUUGCCCCAAAUACAAUGUUAGCAAAAGUAUGCAGUGAUAAGAAUAAACCAAAUGGACAAUACCAAAUUCUCCCUAGCAGACAAGCUGUGAUGGACUUCAUCAAGGACUUACCCAUUAGAAAGGUUUCUGGAAUAGGAAAAGUUACAGAGAAAAUGUUAAAGGCGCUUGGAAUUAUUACUUGUACAGAACUCUACCAACAGAGGGCAUUGCUUUCUCUUCUUUUCUCUGAAACAUCUUGGCAUCAUUUCCUUCAUAUUUCCCUGGGUCUAGGUUCAACACACCUGGCAAGGGAUGGAGAAAGGAAAAGCAUGAGCGUUGAGAGGACAUUCAGUGAGAUAAGUAAAGCAGAAGAACAAUAUAGCUUGUGCCAGGAACUUUGCAGUGAACUUGCUCAAGAUCUGCAGAAAGAAGGACUAAAGGGUAGAACUAUUACCAUUAAACUGAAGAAUGUAAAUUUUGAAGUGAAAACUCGUGCAUCUACAGUUUCAUCUGUUGUUUCUACUGCAGAAGAAAUAUUUGCUAUUGCUAGAGAAUUGCUAAGAACAGAAAUUGAUGCCGAUUUUCCACAUCCCUUGAGAUUAAGACUUAUGGGUGUACGGUUAUCCAGUUUUCCCAAUGAAGAAGACAAGAAACACCAACAAAGGAGCAUUAUUGGCUUCUUACAGGCUGGAAACCAAACUCUGUCAGGCACUGGGUAUAUACUAGAGAAAACGGACAAAGAUCAGUUUCUAAAACCUCUAGAAAUGUCUCAUAAGAAGAGUUUCUUUGAUAAAAAGCGAUCAGAAAGGAAAUGGAGCCACCAAGACACAUUUAAAUGUGAAGCUGUGGAUAAACAAAGUUUACAGACAUCACAUUCAUUUCAAGUUUUAAAGAAGAAGAUGAAUGAGAAUUUAGAAACGUUGGAGAAUUCAAAUAACUCUCAGAUAUUUACCUGUCCAAUUUGCUUUAGGGAACAAAGAAGCAUCAGUCUGGAAGCCUUUAAUAAACAUGUAGAUGCAUGUCUUGAUGGACCUUCGAUCAGUGAAGAUUCCAAUGUGUUCUCAUGUUCACAUGCUUCCUCUACAGAAGUUAACAAGAAGGAAAAUGUACAUCCUUCUUUCUCACUCCAUGAGAAGCAGGAUUAUGAAACCCAUCAGAAGAAUUCAGAAAUCAAUUCAGUAGAUUGUAUAGAGCUAGUAGAGACUGAAGAUAACCCACGUAAAGCAGAAAGUGUAGACAGUUUAAGUGAUAAGCACAACAAAGAGGAAUAUGCUAGUCUUCCAAGCAAAUCAUUUAAUAUUGAGGAACGUUGUCACAAUUCUUCCUCUACUGUUUCAUUGGAAGAUACUGGGUCAUUAAGUUGGCAAGAAUCCUCCCAGCCUCAUUUACAUGAAGUGAUAACAGACCAAGCUCUAGUUUGUCCUGUUUGUAACCUAAAACAAAAGACUUCAGAUCUUACCCUGUUCAAUGUGCAUGUGGAUGUAUGCUUAAAUAAAGGCAUUAUCCAGGAACUGAGAAAGGAUAAAGUUAAUCUAGCUAACCAACCCAGGGAAAGCACCAAAAGUGCUGAUAACUCAGGCAGAGUUCAGAAGACUGCAACAAAACCAAAAAGGCCAGGAUUGAUGACAAAGUACUCAGCAUCAAAGAAAACAAAACCAAACAAUCCCAGACACACUCUUGAUGUAUUUUUUAAAUGAACAUUGAACA
Molecule: messenger RNA, 2703 nt
Organism: Neomonachus schauinslandi (Hawaiian monk seal)
Lineage: Eukaryota; Metazoa; Chordata; Mammalia; Carnivora; Phocidae
Gene: POLK
Product: DNA polymerase kappa
Exons: 15
Coding region: 24-2693 (889 amino acids)
Biological process (GO): error-prone translesion synthesis
Cellular component (GO): nucleus
Molecular function (GO): damaged DNA binding; DNA-directed DNA polymerase activity
Source: RefSeq, a predicted model, not a curated record